Molecule: messenger RNA, 912 nt
Organism: Penicillium pulvis
Lineage: Eukaryota; Fungi; Ascomycota; Eurotiomycetes; Eurotiales; Aspergillaceae
Exons: 1
Coding region: 1-912 (303 amino acids)
Source: RefSeq, a predicted model, not a curated record
AUGCGUAAACCCUCGGUCGCUCAGGUUGUGUACAACACGACGUUCCCUCGCCCUGGUUCCCAUGAUCCAUCGUCCUUUGCAGCCCAUGUGGCCAAGCACCUGGUUCCUGAAGUUCGAGUGGAGACCAACACCUUUUAUGGCCCCCUGGAUUGCAUUGAAGCCCAAUAUCCAGGGCUUGAUUAUACCUAUGGCCCCCAUCGCAUGCGACUGGGUCGUUUCCCAUGGCACAGGCGGCUGUUUAGGACCUUCGACGAAUUGAAGCUGACCAGGGAAGAAAUUUUGGAGCUAUGUUGUUGGGAAGGCACCAAAUUCGCGCGGGCGCGAUACGAGUUGGAGGAAGGGGUCACAGUGCGGGACACAACGGGCCAUUUGAUUCGGCCGGCAUCACCAACACAACCACCCUCGAUUACGAUACAUGAUGAAUUCUGCGGGCCAGAAGAUGACCAGGACCAAUUCAUUGAGACCGGUAGCGACGACACGGUGCGCGCGAGCGAUACCCGCAGCUCUAGUGUUAUGUCGGACUACCCGACACAGGAACUCGUCGAAGAAGACUCCAGCGACGAGGAGAUAGAGAGCUGUGGCUGGGCAUUAAACCAUCGAUUGCUGGCAGCCAUGGCUGCACGCGACGAGGGAGCCGAUGUGCCUCUGGACGAGGACUGGGAGCAAUGGCUGAAGGAGGCCGGGGAACGGGGAGGCUACGGCGACAUGGUCCAUGCCAUUCGAUCCACGCAGCCCUUGAGCUUCAUCCCCGAGGCACCAACAUCUGCACUCCGGCAUGAAGUCCAUGUCGACGAGGGACCCCUGCCGUCGACGAUGUCUGCAGAAACAUUUCUGUAUUCAACUGCCAACCUGUUCGCCUCAAGUCCCGUCAUGCCUCAAUCCUCGAGCCACACUUCUGGGACAGCAAGAUGA